Heterostelium album PN500 is the source of this 2409-nucleotide messenger RNA. It is a transcript of the gene ddx17, whose product is annotated as putative RNA helicase. The transcript has 5 exons. Gene Ontology annotation, molecular function: RNA helicase activity; ATP binding; RNA binding. The record is from RefSeq and is a predicted model, not a curated record. Gene Ontology annotation, cellular component: cytoplasm; ribonucleoprotein complex; nucleus. Lineage: Eukaryota; Evosea; Eumycetozoa; Acytosteliales; Acytosteliaceae. The coding region runs from base 1 to 2409 and encodes 802 amino acids.
AUGAAUAAUUCGUCAAUGGGUGACUAUUCGUCUCGUGAUAGAGAUAGAGACAGAGAUAGAGAUUAUGGUAGUGGUGGUGGUGGUGGUAGAGAUUACUACAACAGAGAUAGUGGUAGAACUGAUAGCUAUAGAUCUGGUGGUGGUAGCUACGGCGGUGAUAGAGAUAGAGACAGAGACUAUGGAAGCAGUAACAACAAUAGCAGAGACUACAGAGAUGGUGGUCGAACUGAUAGCUAUAGAUCUGGUGGUGGCGGUGGUGGUGAUGGCAGAGACUACAGAGAUAGCAGAUCAUCGUCUUCCUAUCCAUCUUCAUCAUCUUCAUCCUAUUACACUGGAGGUGGUAACAGCAGCAGUCGAUAUGAUUCUCGUGACACUAGAAACGACUAUCGCAACGGUAGCAGCACCAGUGGAAACAGUAGUCGAUAUGAUUCACGUGACACUAGAAACGACUAUCCCAGAGGAGGUGCCGGUGGUGGCGAUCGUUACAACAACGCUCCACAACCACAGUACAAUAUUACAAGUGCACCACCAGCUCCCUACUUUAGCUCAUUCGCACCACCACCACCACCACCAACUUCUUCGUCGUCUUCAUCAUCCUACAACAGUGGUGGAGGUUCAUCUUAUGGUAGUUCCAACGGAAGUGGCGGUGGAUACAGACCAAGCUCUUAUUCAUCAUCGUCUGCAUCAAAUCCAAGCUAUAAUUCAUCAUCGUCAUCGUAUGCACCACCUCCACCAUCAUCAACCUAUCAAGCAAGUACAAGCACAUCCUAUGGUAACUCUGCAUCGUCGUCAUCGUAUCGUGGCGGUAACUCUAGCAAUGGAUAUUCAUCGGGUGCCAGCACAUCGGCUCCCUAUUCAUCGGCUCCUUUCUCAUCGAGCGCAAACUCAACACCAUAUUCGUCGUCGGGACCGAGCUACUCAUCGGGCUCGAGCUACUCAUCGGGUUCAAGCUCAACCUAUUCGUCGUCCACUCCAUACUCAUCGUCCUCAGGAACCUCUGGUGGAUUCAACUCUGGAGCACUCGGUGCCAAUCUCGACAAAAUCAAUUGGGAGACGACCCAACUUUCUAAAUUUGAAAAGAACUUUUACAAAGAAGACGAAGAACUAGCCUCAAUGACUGACCAAGAGGUUGAACAAUACAGAACCUCUGCCGAUAUGACUGUUUUUGGUACAAACAUACCAAAACCAAUUCUUACUUUUUCUCAAUCCCAUUUCCCUCCAUAUAUUAUGAAAGAAAUUGUAGCAGCAGGUUUUGCUGCACCAACUGCUAUCCAAGCACAAUCAUGGCCAGUUGCUUUGAAAGGAAGAGAUAUGAUCGGCUUAGCAGAGACUGGUUCCGGUAAGACAUUGGCAUUCUUGUUGCCAGGUGUCGUUCACAUCAAUGCACAGCCAUUCUUGGAACCAAAUGAUGGUCCAAUCAUGCUAGUUCUUGCACCAACACGUGAGUUGGCAAUGCAGAUUCAAGCCGAGUGCGACAAGUUUGGUUCGAGUUCGAAGAUCAAGAAUUGUGCAGUCUAUGGUGGUGUACCUAAAUUCCAACAGACAUCACAGCUGCGUAGCGGUGUCGAGAUUGUCAUUGCCACACCGGGUCGUCUUAUCGAUCUCUUGGAGACACGUAAAACCAACCUAAAGAGAGUUACCUAUCUCGUUUUGGACGAAGCAGAUCGUAUGUUGGACAUGGGUUUCGAAGAUCAAAUCAGAAAGAUUCUCAGUCAGAUCCGUCCGGAUCGUCAAACUCUAAUGUUUUCUGCUACCUGGCCAAAAGUUGUGCAAUCGCUUGCCAACGACUUCCUCAAAGAUCCAAUCCAAAUCAAGAUUGGUAGUGCUGAAUUGUCUGCUAACCAUAAUGUUAAGCAAAUCAUUGAAAUCUGUGAAAAGAAUGAUAAACAACAGAGACUGUUCUCAUUUUUAGAAAAAGUUGGAGAUGAAAAAUGUAUUAUAUUUAUGGAGACAAAGAAUGGUGUCAAUCUUUUACAGAGAAACAUGCAAGUUGCUGGAUUCAAAUGCGCUGGUAUUCAUGGUGAUAAAACACAAGGAGAGAGAGACUAUUCAUUGCAACAAUUCAAAAAGAGUGGAAUACAAAUGUUGAUUGCUACAGAUGUAGCUUCUCGUGGUCUAGAUGUUAAGGAUAUUAAAUAUGUUAUCAACUAUGACUUCCCCAACACCAUUGAAUCAUACAUUCAUCGUAUUGGUCGUACUGGAAGAGCCGGUGCUACAGGUACUGCCUUCACUCUAUUCACAACCAACGAUAUGCGUUUGGCAGGUGAAUUGAUCACUGUUCUCAUUGAAGCAAAUCAAUAUGUACCACCUUCAUUAGAACAAAUGGCACCAAAUCGUGGAGGAUUUAAGAGUAUCACUGAACAAUAUGGUAGAAGUAAUAACAGAUUCAAUCCAUAUGGAAAAAGAUAA